Molecule: messenger RNA, 2606 nt
Organism: Platichthys flesus (European flounder)
Lineage: Eukaryota; Metazoa; Chordata; Actinopteri; Pleuronectiformes; Pleuronectidae
Gene: vtna
Product: vitronectin a
Exons: 8
Coding region: 71-1810 (579 amino acids)
Biological process (GO): immune response; cell adhesion mediated by integrin; cell-matrix adhesion
Molecular function (GO): extracellular matrix binding; scavenger receptor activity; polysaccharide binding
Source: RefSeq, a predicted model, not a curated record
UUUCCAAUGAUUGGGAGCACACAGUCCAUCGUUACGUUCUCAUUCUGUCCUCACACACAGCAGAGGCAACAUGAGGCUGCAGGUCGUCCUGCUCGUUCUGCUCGCUCACCCCUUUGCUGCUGAAGAGUCGUGUAUGGAUCGCUGUGAGAAUGGUUUCGACUCUGAGCGGAAGUGUCAGUGUGACUCGAUGUGCAAGUAUUACAGGAGCUGCUGCUCUGACUUCGAGGUGACCUGUGGGAUGAUGACUCGUGGAGACACGUUUUCGUCUCCGGAGGAUGCUGAUGAAGAUGAGGUCUUGGAAGGCACUACUUCUUCCCCCGGACGCUCAACACAGUCUUUUACCACAGCUGGUCAUCAGCUGAAGCCCACGCGUCCGCCCAUCUCUGACUUCAGACCACAGCUGUCUCCAGAAUCCACACUAGACAUGACCAAACCACCACGACUGAUGGACACCAUGUUUCAGAGAGUCCCUGUCAGACAGCAGACACCCGCCUCAAACACUGUCCUCCCUAAACAGAAGGUCUCCUUAACAACGGAACCCCCUAACAUUGAUACAACAACUCAGAUGACCACUGUACCCGUCACUACGCGCACCACUGCAGCCCCCGACCCAGAUGCUGAGGUCUGCAGUGGGAGGCCUUUUGACUCUUUCAUGCAGCUUAAAAAUGGCUCCAUCUUUGCCUUCAGAGGGGACUACUUUUUUGAACUGAACCAGCAGUCGGUUGUGCCUGGUUAUCCAAAGCUCAUUAGGGACGUGUGGGGCAUCGACGGGCCAAUCGAUGCUGCUUUCACCCGCAUCAACUGUCAAGGGAAGACCUACUUCUUCAAGGGUAACAAGUACUGGAGGUUUGACAGUGGCGUACUGGAAGAAGACUAUCCUCGAGAUAUCAGCGUGGGCUUUGACAAAAUUCCCGAUCACGUGGACGCAGCGUUUUCCCUCCCUGCCUCUGGUCAUCACGGACGAGAGAGAGUCUAUUUUUUCAAAGCGGAUCAGUACUACAUGUAUGAGUUCUUGCACCAGCCGUCUCACGGGGAGUGUAUCACCAUGUCUGAGAGCUCUCCGUCCACGGUGUUCAGACGCUACACUGACAUUUACUCCGACGUCUAUGAAAGUUUCUUCAGCGACCUCUUCUCUGACUUGCCUCAGCAUCAUAGCAAUCACCACUUUAUUGACAAAGACUGGAAGGGCCUCAAGUCUCCGGUGGAUGCCGCCAUGGCAGGAAGGAUCUAUGUGACUCCCUUGACGUCGUCACGCCGCGACCGCUAUGGCCAGGACCGGCAGUGGGAUCAGCAGUACAGACAACAGUGGGAUCAGCAGUACAGACAACAGUGGGAUCAGCAGAACAGACAACAGUGGGAUCAGCAGUACAGACAACAGUGGGAUCAGCAGAACAGACGACAGUGGGGUCGCGGGAGGCAAAGCCGUUCAACCGGCUGGGGCUCCAUGGCUGAGCAGGGCAUGAACAUGGGUCAGGACUCUGCUGCCAAGGGGAUGGAAAUGGGUCUGAAGUUGGCAGAGAGAAGGAUGGAAAUGGAGGAGCGGCUUGGACGAGGCAGGGACAGAGGGUGGGAACAGGAGGGGGACCGAUACCAGCAGAACAACAGACGAAAUUCCGACUCGAGAAGUGAGAGGGGGCACUUGGAGAGAGCGAGGACAAUUCCCAUUCAGAGCGUCUUCUUCUUUAAAGGAGAUAAAUACUACAGAGUGGACCUCAGCACCAAGAGAGUUGACCCCGCUGUUCCUCCGUAUCCCAGAUCCAUCGCCCAGUACUGGCUCGGCUGCUCAAAAACCAGUAGAUCAGAGAAGUAGCUGUUUCAAAUGUCUAUAAUAUUGAUACAUUUGUGUACAGCAGGAUCCAGAUGAGCGGUGUUCACUGUGAUGUCUGUGUCAGUGUGUUCAGUGUUACAAAUAACCAGCUGCUCAUUAACUUUAGAAAAUAUUGAUCUUUGAAAGUCCAUAUGCUCCUUGUUGUGGCCAAAGGUCAGGCGGUGGGUUUUCUGUACGCUGCAGGUCAUCAGUUCACCUACUUCAUCAACACAACCGCUCUGAUAUAAAAAAAACUAUGUUUAUAUGUAACAGUUAAAGGUUUAAUGUUUUAUACAUUUACAGCUUUUCAUUUAAGUCUCCAGUGUGGUAACAAUUGAGGAGAUCGUAACACUGCCUCCAUUCAAAAGCUCACAAAGAAUCACAAAGAUGUUUUCUAAAUCAUGUAUCUACAGAAAGAGAUUCAUUAUUUCAUUCUUUGGUUAUUAAUUGUAAACAUAUAUACAGUGGUGAAAUAUAAUAAAACAAUAAGGGGCGGGGCAGGAGGGGUCAUAUAAUUUGAGAAGAAGAAAAGUGAUUAUGUUUUCACACAGCAGAAAUGUGACAUCACAUCAGAGGUCAGAGUUCAUUGACAGCUGGGCUCAUGCUCGAGGACACUAAAACAGUUUUACAAUUCCAGUUUUAUCACAUUACUGAUUAGUGCAACAGAGCAAAAUUGAACACUAUAAUGUAUUGACAGAAUGAAGCAGGUAAAUGUAACUGUUUUUUGUCUACUGCACAUUCUGUGUACGGAGUCAAGUUUGUUCUUAUUUGUGUUUCAAUAAAACAUCAGCAAAUCUCA